AUGAACAAAGGUCUCAUUGAAUUGAGUCCUAUACAGCAAGCACUCAUUUAUUCAUUUUGCGAAAACCAUGACAAGGCCAUUCAGGUCUUGGAAGGGAUCUCUUGGAGUAGAUCCGAGAUAACAAUGUAUGCUGUAUUAGCAAAAGCCCAAAUGAAGGCCAAGAGAACCAAGGAAGCUGUGAGAAUGUUGAAGAAGGCAUUGGAUGUCUUUUCUCAUUCCGAUAAAGAACCAAAUGCCACAGAUGCUUCAGCCGACUGUCUGUAUAACUUGGGUCUUUGUUACAUGGAGGAAGGCAACUUACAAAUGGCUUUUGAUUCUUUUACAAAAGCAGUGAAAGCAAAUCCUAAUUUUGCCGAUGGCUUUUAUCAACGAGGGCUUUGUAAAGUAAAACUCAACAAAGAUAACUCGAUCCUGGAUUUUAAUCAUGCAAUUAAUCUUGAUCCAAAACAUUACCAGGCAUAUUUAAGCCGAGUAGCCUACUAUGGUUUAAAAGGUAGAUAUUCCAAAGCAAUCUUGAAUUGUAACGAGGCCAUCAAAAUUUAUCCUGAGGGUGUGCGUGCCUAUCUCUACAGAGGAGUUCUGAAAUAUUGCAGCAAGAUUUAUAAGCUAGCAAUUAGAGAUUUAACUACAGCUAUCAACAUGGACAGAAAGAGUUAUAUAGCGUUUUAUAACAGAGCAUUAUGUUACACCAAAAUAAGGGAACUUCAAAUGGCAUUAACAGAUUAUGGAAUUGUGCUUCUUCAUGAUGCUGGAGAAACUGUAACAUUAAAUACCUUUAUUAAUCGUGGACUCAUCUACGUAGAACUAGAGCAGUACGGCUUUGCAUUAGAGGAUUUUAAAGAAGCUGCCCUGAUAAGCCAGACUAACCUGAGCCUUUGUCAAGCGACCGCCAUGUGUCACCACAGAAUUAAAGAGUUUGAAGAAGCUGUCAACUUCUUUACCUGGACUCUUAAAAUUAACCCAUGUUUUCUGGAUGCUUAUGUUGGACGGGGAAAUUCUUACAUGGAAUAUGGCCACGAUGAAGCCACCAAGCAAGCACAGAAGGACUUUGCUAAAGCGUUGCAUUUUAAUCCAAUGUGUACAAAAGCCAGAGUUAGUUUAGGCUAUAAUUUGCAGGCCCAAGGAAAAUUCCAAAAAGCUUGGAACCACUUUACCAUUGCCAUAGAAGUUGAUCCGAAGAGCUACCUGGCCUAUGAAGGAAGAGCUGUGAUCUGUCUACAGAUGGGUAAUAAUUUUGCUGCAAUGCAGGAUAUCAAUGCUGCCCUAAAGAUCAAUACUACAGCAGAAUUCUUAACAAAUCGUGGUGUGAUUCAUGAGUUUAUGGGUCAACAACAGAAUGCAAUGAAAGACUAUCAAGCAGCGAUUUCUCUAAAGCCCAACUACUCGCUGGCUUACUUUAAUGCAGGAAAUAUCUAUUUUCACCACAGGCAGUUUUCCCAGGCCAGUGACUACUUCUCAAAGGCUUUAAAGUUUGAUCCAGAAAAUGAAUAUGCUCUCAUGAAUCGAGCUCUUGCAAAUACAAUAUUAAAGAAAUAUGAAGAAGCAAAAGAAGACUUUGCGUGUGUAAUUGAAAGCUGUCCCUUUUGGGCUGCAGUAUAUUUUAACAGAGCAUAUUUCUACUGCUGUUUAAAGCAAUACAAACUAGCUGAGGAAGACCUUAGUAAAGCCUUGUCUUUGAAGCCUAAUGAUGCUCUAGUACAUAAUCUUAGAGCAAAAGUUCGUGGUAAAAUAGGACUGAUUGAGGAAGCCAUGACGGACUAUAACCAAGCACUUGAUCUUGAAGAAUAUACCUCAGUUACAUGAUUACGUAAUCCAUGGUUUCUGUAGUAGUUUGCACAACUGUUCUUCCUGAAACUGAACUAUAUUUGUUGUUUAAAAGGUUGUGCUAUCUUCAUUAUUGUAUUUACUAUGCUUAGUCUUCUAUAUAACACUAAUGCAUUUUAACAAAAUGUUGUUGUUAUACAUUAAUUACCAAACUUUUAGAUCAUUUUGUGCAUAUUCAGAAUAACUCAAUAAUUGAAUUUGUUCAUAGAUACAGAAUUUAAAUUGUGAUUUUCUUAAGGAAUAUUAACACUUAAAUAUUUUCUCUAAAGUAAAAUAGUUUUCUUUGAAAUAAUACUAUAUGAUUGUAGAAAAAGUGUCAUCAACCUUUUCGUCAGUCC
Molecule: messenger RNA, 2162 nt
Organism: Galeopterus variegatus (Sunda flying lemur)
Lineage: Eukaryota; Metazoa; Chordata; Mammalia; Dermoptera; Cynocephalidae
Product: tetratricopeptide repeat protein 6-like
Exons: 13
Coding region: 1-1803 (600 amino acids)
Molecular function (GO): protein binding
Source: RefSeq, a predicted model, not a curated record